AUGCGGCCGGCACUGGUGCGGAUGCAGCCGGUGCUGCUCAGGAUGCAGCCAGAACUGGUUGGGAUACAGUCGGCACUGGUUGGGAUGCCCUUGGCUCUGGUGGGGAUGCAGCCAGUGCUGCUUGGGAUGCAGUUGGCACUGCCAGCCCGGGCAGGGAUGCAGCCGGCACUGGUAGGGAUGCAGCUGGCACUGGUAGGGAUGCAGCUGGCAGUGGCUGGGAUGCAGCUGGCAGUGGCUGGGAUGCAGCUGGCACUGGUAGGGAUGCAGCUGGCA
Nothoprocta perdicaria is the source of this 273-nucleotide messenger RNA. RefSeq names its product actin cytoskeleton-regulatory complex protein pan1-like. The annotation marks the transcript as partial. The record is from RefSeq and is a predicted model, not a curated record. The transcript is spliced from 2 exons. Lineage: Eukaryota; Metazoa; Chordata; Aves; Tinamiformes; Tinamidae.